This is a messenger RNA of Arvicanthis niloticus (Nile rat), 1277 nucleotides long. The record is from RefSeq and is a predicted model, not a curated record. Lineage: Eukaryota; Metazoa; Chordata; Mammalia; Rodentia; Muridae.
AAAGUGCUUCAAAGAUGUUCCAGAGCCUGGAUGCAGUGACUUAUGAGGACGUGCAUGUGAACUUUACUGCAGAAGAGUGGAAUUUGCUGGAUUCUUCCCAGAAGAAUCUCUACAAAGAUGUGAUGUUGGAGACCUACCAGAACCUCACUGCUAUACGUUACAGUUGGGAAGAUCAUCAUAUUGAAGAACAACAUCAAAAUUCUAGAAGGCAUGAAAGGCAUGAAAGAAGUCAUACUGGAGAGAAACCACAUGAAUGUAAUCAAUGUGGUAAAGCCUUUUCAGAUCACAGUAGUCUCCAAAGACAUAAAAGAACACAUACUGGAGAGAAACUUUAUGAAUGUAAUCAGUAUGGUAAAGCCUUUUCAGAUCACAGUAGUCUCCAAAGACAUAAAAGAACACAUACUGCAGAGAAACCUUAUGAAUGUAAUCAAUGUGGUAAAGCCUUUUCAAGUCACAGUCAUCUCCAAUGUCAUAAAAGAACACAUACUGGAGAGAAACCUUAUGAAUGUAAUCAGUGUGGUAAAGCCUUUUCAGAUCACAGUAGUCUCCAAAGACAUACAAGAACACAUACUGGAGAGAAACCUUAUGAAUGUAAUCAAUGUGGUAAAGCCUUUGCAAGUCACAGUCGUCUCCAAUGUCAUAAGAGAACACAUACUGGAGAGAAACCACAUGAAUGUAAUCAGUGUGGUAAAGCCUUUUCAGAUCACAGUAGUCUCCAAAGACAUAAAAGAACACAUACUGGAGAGAAACCUUAUGAAUGUAAUCAGUGUGGUAAAGCCUUUUCACGUCACAGUCAUCUGCAAAGACAUAAAAGAACUCAUACUGGAGAGAAACCAUAUGAUUGUGAUCAAUGUGGUAAAGCGUUCGCAAGUCACAGUCUUCUCCAAUGUCAUAAAAGAACACAUACUGGAGAGAAACCUUAUCAAUGUGAUCAAUGUGGUAAAGCCUUUUCAGAUCACAGUAGUCUCCAAAGACAUAAAAGAACACAUACUGGAGAGAGACCUUAUCAAUGUGAUCAAUGUGGUAAAGCCUUUUCAGAUCACAGCAGUCUCCAAAGACAUAAAAGAACACAUACUGGAGAGAGACCUUUUCAAUGUGAUCAAUGUGGUAAAGACUUUUCAGAUCACAGUAGUCUCCAAAGACAUAAAAGAACACAUACUGCAGAGAAACCUUAUGAAUGUAAUCAAUGUGUUAAAGUCUUUGCAAGGACCAGUCAUCUCCAAAGACAUAAAAGGACACAUACUGGGGAGAAACCUUAUCAAUGUAAUCAAUCAUGA